AUGCCUCAAUCUCUCCCCAACGACCUCUACGGAGUGACUGCCGUUCGUGAAUACAAUCUCAAUUUCCCCGUGACUCCUGCAGCGGUUACACUCCCGGAGACGAGCGAGCAGGUCGCUGCAAUUGUCAAGUGCGCUGCGGAAUAUGAGUAUAAAGCGCAAGCGAAGAGCGGGGGGGGCAUAGUUUUGGGAAUCAUGUCACUAGGAGACAUCGAUACACUACUCUACAACGCAGGAGGGCGAGCAAUGUCACAUGGCAUAUGUCCCGAGAUCCGCGCUGGCGGACAUCUCACCAUCGGCGGAUUAGGACUCACAUCACGACAAUGGGGCAUGGCACUGGACCAUAUCGAAGAAGUCGAGGUGGUGCUCCCAGAUUCGAGCAUCGUGAGGGCUUCUGAAACCGAGAAUGCGGAUCUGCUAUUUGCCGUGAAAGGUAUUCGUUUAAGCUGGGUAGUGCAAAGCAGAGGGCGAGGUUUGUUCCGGGAUUGGCAGGAUUUUGCACUGAGUGAGAAUCUCAGCCGGAAGUUCACGUCGGAUUUUAUAUGCCUGCAGGAUAGCGUGAUACUCAAGGGCGUUUUAAUCGGCUUUAAUGAGGAAUAUAACUCUCUCGGGCUCAAGCACCGCUUCUCCGGAUCAGACUCAAGCAAAGUCCUCGUCCUAGAGGACUGGCUAGGAACAGUGACGUAUGUGAUUGACGAUCUCGCCGUCCGGCUUGGAGGAUCCAUGUCAACAUAUUUCUACGCAAAAUCCUUGGGCUUCACACAGGACACACCCAUGCCAUCAUCAACAAUAACCAACCUCUUCACCUACCUCGACAAGACACCCAAGGGAACACUAACCUGGUUCGUGACAUUCAGCCUCGUCGGCGGCGCUAUAAACGACUACCCGAAGAACGCCACGGCCUACCCGCACCGAGGCGUGAUGUACUGGAUGCAGUCGUUUGCGGCUAACGUUCUUGGUCCCGUGCUAGAUAAAAGUUAUGACUUUUUAGAUGGGAUCAAUGGCCUUAUCACGCGGGAUGUACCGGGGAGUGCUGGACAUGCGUAUUUGGGGUGCCCGGAUCCGAGGAUGGAGAGUGCUGAGAGGGCUUAUUGGGGGGUUAAUUUGGGGAGGUUGGAGGAGAUGAAGGGGGUUUUUGAUCCGGGAGAUGUUUUUUGGAAUCCGCAGGGUGUGGGUGUGCCUGUUGCGUAG
Molecule: messenger RNA, 1188 nt
Organism: Aspergillus glaucus CBS 516.65
Lineage: Eukaryota; Fungi; Ascomycota; Eurotiomycetes; Eurotiales; Aspergillaceae
Product: FAD-binding oxidoreductase
Exons: 2
Coding region: 1-1188 (395 amino acids)
Molecular function (GO): flavin adenine dinucleotide binding; oxidoreductase activity
Source: RefSeq, a predicted model, not a curated record